GCCAUUUCGAUUUGCAGUUGCCUUUCUCAGGGGAGUCCAAAGCACACACGUUUCUUCCAGCCAGGUUACAUCCAUUAUCCAGAUUGCUGCAGGAUUGAUCAUCAGUACGAAGAUAAUACAAGAGGCACACAGUGCAAAAAACAACUUUUCUGGAGAGUCCUACUUCCCAUGACUGUCUGACCUACUGAUGGUUAUGUCCUCAGCAUUGUAGGCCAGGGGAGGGUGUACAAAGCGUCUUUUCAAGAUCUUCUGGAAAGGAAUGGUUCCCCUCCUUCUGGAGGCAGCGUUCCAGUUGCAUCACGGCGCUCCUUGCCAGCUCGCUCAGGAGACCCUGGACCCUUUGCGCAGCCAUAUUUGCUUCCGGAUCUACUCAUGCCUUGUGUAUGUGGAAUCCAAGUUGUUCUAAAAGUAAGCCCUUCACAUUGUCUCAGGCUAAUCCACACCAAUCUCUGGAAAGCUGCCCUACUAAGACUGCCAGUCAGCAUAGGGGCUGCUGCUAUGUCUGCCUCCUGAGAUGCCACGCCGCCGGGCAAAAUGGAAGCCGCCAAUGCCAAGUCCUUCUUCUGGGAGGCCUUCCCCCCAAUGCCAACCUGUCGGGUCUACUGCAGCCCAACCUACCAGGAUGGACACCUGUUUGUGGCAGGUGGCUGCAGCCAGCAGGGCCAGCCCUUGGACACGGUGGAAAUGUUGGAUAUUGUAUCCCACAAGUGGACAGCGUUGCCUUCUAUGCCCACCGCAAGGGCAGGGGCUGCGGCAGUGAUGCUGGGCAAGGAGGUGCUGGUGAUUGGAGGGGUGGACUCCAUCCAGAGACCCCUGGCAUCUGUGGAGGCCUACCACAUGGAUGAAGGCAAGUGGGAAACCAAAGCGGACUUGGCCCAGCCAUCCAUGGGAGUCUCAGCUGUUGAGAAAGAUGGAACCGUGUAUGCUUUGGGUGGGAUGGGUGCAGACACUUCUCCCCAAGCUCUGGUGCGGAUGUAUGAGCCGUCCAAGGACCAUUGGCAGCCUCUCCCAUCUAUGCCUACACCUUGCUAUGGAGCCUCCACUUUCUUGCAUGGGAACAGGAUUUUCGUAAUGGGAGGGCGGCAAGGCAAGUUGCCCGUGACAGCCUUCGAAGCCUUUGACCUGGAAAUGAGGAGCUGGACACGCUACCCCAGCGUGCCCAGCCGGCGUGCCUUUGCCAGCUGUGCCAUGGUGGAUGGCUGCUUCUUUAGCCUCGGAGGAAUCCAGCAGCCAGGCCCCCACAACUUCUAUUCCCGACCCCACUUUGUCAACACAGUGGAGAUGUUUGACUUGGAAGAGGGGUCCUGGAGUCGGCUGAACCGCACCAUCCGCAUGAGGGACAAGAGGGCUGACUUUGUAGCUGGUCACCUGGGUGGACGUGUGGUGGCAGCAGGUGGCCUUGGGAACCAAUCCUGUCCUCUGGUAUCUGUGGAAGGCUUUAACUUGGCAAGGAAAAAAUGGGAGCCCUUGCCCUCUAUGCCCACAGGACGCUGUUCCUGCUCGAGUUUGGAGACUCCUAACUUCCUUUUUGUGAUUGGAGGGGUGGCCCAGGGCCCCAGCAGUGCUGUCGAAGCCCUGAGCAUCCAACAAGGGGUCUGAACAAUGCUUCCUGAUGGACCGAUAUCUGCCGACACCACCCAAGAAGACUGAAGUGCCUGAUGAUCGCAGGACGGAUGUGGAAGUCAGGGGGACAACACAUGCUUUGUUGCCAAUGUAGCAAUCUGCGGAAGUGACUUCUCCUCUGGCUGUUCUCCAAGGAACUCAUUUAAACAUUGGAAAGCAUAGAGUAAUCAAGACUGGUCCUAUGUAUUUGCUCAUCCCCUGCCAUAAGCAGGGUGAGAGUCAAGCAUACGAGUGCUCUCUCUGCCUAUUGGAAUAAAAGAAUGGGUGUAAGGGAGCUGGCUUUCUUGUUGGCAGAGGCCGUAGCAGAAGGCCUUGCUGCACAGCCAUGGUUUCUUCACUGCAUGCAACCUUCUGGCUCCAAACUGACAUGGUGAGAGGCUGGGCUGGACCAGGCUGGGCUCACUAAUAACGUGAUGGCUUCCCCUAAACCAAAACUCUCAAUUCAGCUUCCUUUCCUUUUGUUAUCACUGUUGAAUUUUAGAUUGUAAACUCUUCAGAGCACAGCCCUUUUGUCAACGUUUAUUUUCCUUGCUUGUGCUACUCUGUAAGCUGCCCGUGUCAGCUGAUGGUGCUGUGUUAAUGACGACUCAGAAGGAUGGCUCCGCUGCAAAGCUGCCAGGAAGCAAUUGGGUUACAGUAUGGCAAGCAUGAGUUAAGUUCAAGAGCUGAAUUCAUGGUUUAAGCAACCACGCAGCCCAGGACAUAAUUCUGACCCCAUUCUUGCCAUGCUUGAUCAGCAGUAGAAGUUGGAAAAGUUCAGUUUUUGGAUUACAGCUCCCACUGAGCAGCACAUGGCUGGGGAAUUCUGAGUCAUGGUCCAAAAAUUGUCUUUUCCCAUUUCUGACCCUCAGUUACAAAGGGCAAAGCAAGGUUUCCUCAGCAGGCUCUGAGGAAAAGUGAAGGAAGGUGGUUUCCUAGCAGAGCAGGUACUGCUUUCAGCUGUCCUCGCUAUCCUUGUGCUAAUGUCUCUUCUGCUGUAUGGCUGAGUUGACGCUAGGAAGGCUGGGUGUAGCUGUGACGCCCUGUGGUGUGCUCCAAACCCAGUCCCCUGUCUCAUGUAGCACAUAAGGUGCCCUUUAGCUCAGUGCCUAGGAGGUGAUGUAGCACCUCAUGCCAAUAAAAACCAGUGGGAUUUUC
Messenger RNA from Anolis sagrei ordinatus, 2760 nucleotides. NCBI's taxonomy places the organism in Eukaryota, Metazoa, Chordata, Lepidosauria, Squamata, Anolidae. The record is from RefSeq and is a predicted model, not a curated record.